Messenger RNA from Ictalurus punctatus (channel catfish), 2191 nucleotides. Its product is annotated as proton channel OTOP3. Gene Ontology annotation, molecular function: proton channel activity. Lineage: Eukaryota; Metazoa; Chordata; Actinopteri; Siluriformes; Ictaluridae. Gene Ontology annotation, cellular component: membrane. Gene Ontology annotation, biological process: proton transmembrane transport. The coding region runs from base 153 to 1856 and encodes 567 amino acids. The record is from RefSeq and is a predicted model, not a curated record. The transcript is spliced from 6 exons.
CACACACACACACACACACACACACACACACAAACACACACAACACACACACUUUACCUUUCUUCUCUCUACUGAGAAGGUAAAGGUACGUGAACUGACAUACGCAUGGAUGAACAUAAAUACAGAUAGACAGGUACACACACGAAGGAGGAAUGCAGGCUGAAACUAGACAAACUAAAGAACUGGAGCUGAAAAACCUGGACCCGGAUUUCAAGGGCUUGGAAAAUGACCUGAACAGCACAAAGGACUCGGAGGACGGUGUGAACAGAGAUGAAGAGGCCUUGUUGCUGUGGGUUCCCUUCGGACGCAGACUCAUUUCUGGACUCUUUGGGAUCAACGUGGUGCUGCUGGGAGCCGCGCUGAUCGGAGGAGACACUCUGAACCCGGAUGGGCUUCAACACAACGAGCCAGAGGUGUUUCUGCUGCUGCUGAUGGGGUUCAGUGUGGUGUGGAUGCUGUGGUACCUGCUGUGGUCACGACGGCAGCCUGGAGCCCCUCCACACACUGAUCACCAUGCAGGUGGCGCUACAGUCACCGUGGUGCUCAUGCUGUUUGCAGGUUUCAGUCUGUUGCUGUGUGUGUUCAUGAUGGCGUACAACGUCAUGAUGACAAAAUGUCAGCCAUUAGCUAAAGUGCUUCUACCCUUCAUCCAGGCUCCGUUCCUCAUCCUCCAGACCUACCUGCUCUGGUCUCAUUCCAAAGACUGCAUCCACAAACACAAAGUCUUCACCAGGUCUGGACUAAUGAUAACCCUGUGCACAGACGUCCUGUUAUGGCUGAGUGCCGUAACAGAAGAUACCAUCCAGAUGGAGAUAGCACUGGAGAGAGAGUACAACAAGACCAUCAGCAGAGUGAAGACCAAUGAAGGCAUGAAGAAUGUGAUGGAGUGUGAGUGUAGAAGGCCAGUGUGCUUCGCUCUGCGUAAAGGCUACGAGGUCCUAUACCCGUUCAAUAUGGAGUUCAGCCUGCUGGCUGGCUGCAUGCUUUAUGUCAUGUGGAAGAACGUGGGGCGUCAUGUGAUCGGAACCCACUCCGGCCACGCCCAGAAGAUCACACUGCGGAUCGUGCGUCGUGGUGGUGUCCUGCUCGGGCUGAUCCUGGGCGUGAUGGUGCUGAUCUCCGGCAUUGUGGUUUUCCUUCUGUACCAGGUGUGGGUGGGGCAGAAGAAGAAACGGCUGAAUGCUUUUUUGAUGUUUUACUACUUUCACAUUUGCCUGAUGCCUGUGAUGGUUCUGUGCUCACUGGUGGGAACACUAGUGUACCGCUGGAAAGAGAGUAGAGGCCAUAGCCAACAUCAAGGUGGCAAGGCUAAAGGUGAAGGAGGUGCGGCUAAAAACCCAACACGCAAUUUGGACGUACUGCUGCUACUGGGCGCCGGACUCGGGCAGCUCUCUCUCUCGUACUUCUCCUUGGUGGCGGCUUUGGCUCUCGGAUCUGGAGGGGUUCUGGGAAAUUUACACCUGGCAUACUCACUACUCAGCCUGUUGGAGCUCAUACUGCAGAACAUCUUCAUCAUCCAGGGUCUGCACUCUCACAUACACACUCACACACAGCCACACACAUACUCCAUCAAGAACGAGGUGGGCGGUGAGGACGCUGAGGUGGACGCCGAGGUGGAUGCUGAGGGGGCUGAGGCGGAGGUCGUCCAUAAGAAAUACAGGAAACUGGCGAUGUUGAAAUCAUGGACAGUAACGAGAUGGCUUGGUAACGAGAGACAAAGGGAUCAAGUAGUCACGGCCAUGAUUUGGUUACGUGAGGGAACAAUAUUAUUACAAGCCAGAGCCAUAACAUACCUGAGGGAGGGAGGGAGAGAGAGAGAGAGAGAGAAAGAGAGAGAGAGAGAGAGAAUAAAGUAACAAUCUAUAAUCCAUGACACCACUAGGUGGCUUUAACACUACAGAAAAGGUUUAAUUCUUUGGAAGUAACACUGUCUCACUGUUACACUGCAUUUCCAGACCACCACACAUCAGAUAUUUCAUUUAGCUUUUAUUAAACAGAAUGAAGUGUUUCUACACUGUAUCAUGGUGUGUUGGUGUGAAUGAAGUCAGUGUGAAUGUGUCUGUGUGAAGCAGAUGGUGAAGAAUGGGGAGAGUACGGGCCGAGGAAAAUCGUUCUUGUAUCCCAAACAUGACACUCAUCGCUGGAGUAAGAGGGUCAUCCAGGAGAUCUGUGCUUUCCUCAUCCUCUCCAA